Molecule: messenger RNA, 1304 nt
Organism: Caenorhabditis sp. 36 PRJEB53466
Lineage: Eukaryota; Metazoa; Nematoda; Chromadorea; Rhabditida; Rhabditidae
Source: the annotation of a GenBank genome assembly
AUGGCUGAGGACAAAAGGAAAAAGCUCGGAAGAUGGUACUUUGGAGGAGUGGCCGGCGCCAUGGCUGCCUGUUGCACCCAUCCUCUUGAUCUCUUGAAGGUACCGAAUCGAGUAUCGCCCAAUUUUUAAAUCAACAAUACGUUUUAGGUACAACUGCAAACGCAGCAGCAGGGAAAGCUGACGAUUGGCCAAUUGUCGCUCAAGAUUUACAAGAACGACGGAAUUCUCGCAUUCUACAACGGAGUCUCGGCCUCAGUGCUCCGUCAGCUCACCUACUCAACGACUAGAUUCGGAAUUUAUGAAACUGUCAAGAAGCAACUGCCGCAAGGUAUGUGUGCAGAGACUCAUCAACAUUUAGUUUACAAAAACUAAAUCUUUUUCAGAUCAAGUACUACCUUUCUACCAAAAAGCUCUGCUUGCCGGUUUCGCCGGAGCCUGUGGAGGACUGGUCGGAACUCCGGGAGAUUUGGUCAAUGUCAGAAUGCAAAACGACUCAAAGCUUCCACCUGCCGAGCGCAGAAACUACAAGCAUGCUUUGGAUGGACUCGUUCGAAUCACCAGAGAAGAAGGAUUUUUCAAAAUGUUCAAUGGUACGAACUUGCUCGUAUAAUUCCAAGAAAGCCAGGCUUGUCUCGGGGCCUGUGAAGGUCUAACCACGCGCCGUGCCAGGCCGUUGAAACUUCCCUACGUGCCGGGCCGGCUCGUAAAAUCACAAGUAUGAUUUGCCCUUGCCCGGCCCGUUCCAAUUUUUGAAAAAUCUGGAAAAAGCCUAAUGAUACUCGUUUCAGGCGCCACUAUGGCCACAUCCCGUGCCAUCCUGAUGACCAUCGGACAACUCUCGUUCUACGACCAGAUCAAGCAGACUCUGAUCACUUCUGGAAUCGCCGAAGACAACUUGCAGACUCACUUCGCCAGUUCGAUCAGUGCGGUGAGUUGUGCUGUCGCUUGACAUCGCACACAAAACUUCAGCGCCAAUCCAAUUCGGUGCGUAAACAAUAAUAUUUUAUUCAGGCGAGUGUUGCGACAGUGAUGACUCAACCGUUGGAUGUUAUGAAGACCCGAAUGAUGAACGCCGCCCCCGGCGAGUUUAAGGUACCCGUAUAAAUAGGUGAACCUGUUCAGAUUACAAGUUUCAGGGUAUUAUGGACUGCUUCCUGUUUACCGCCAAGUUGGGACCGAUGGGAUUCUUCAAAGGAUUCAUCCCGGCGUGGGCGCGUCUCGCCCCGCACACCGUUCUCACGUUCAUUUUCUUUGAGCAACUCAGAUUGAACUUUGGCUAUUUUCCGGCAGCAAAAGCCAACUAG